UGCUAACAGUCGAACGGAGGCAGCCCGGGUUACCAAGGAGACGUAUCGCUAGCUCCCAGGUUAGCUGAACAGCCGGAGCUAACCGUUAGGCUAGCCGUUACUCGAGGAGUGAAAAGAAGAAUUGGAGAGCCGCAUGUUCUGGUUAAAGCGGACAGUUGUAAAAUGGCAGAGCUUCACAUUAUAGGACAGAUUAUCGGGGCCAGCGGCUUCCCGCAAAAUAGUCUAUUUUGCAAAUGGGGAGUUCAUACGGGAGGAGCAUGGCGUCUUCUCUCCGGAAUAAAGGAGGGACAGACUCAGGUGGACAAUCCUCAAACCGGAGACAUGGCCUACUGGAGUCACCCGAUUGAUCUGCACUACGCGACCAAAGGUCUCCAAGGCUGGCCCAAGAUCUAUUUGCAGGUAUGGCACCAGGACUCGUUCGGUCGCUGCCAGCUGUACGGGUACGGAUACUGCCACGUUCCUUCCAGCGCGGGACAUCACCGGAUAAGCUGCGUGACCUGGAGGCCGCUCGGCUCCUGGCAAGAGCAGCUGGCCCAAAUGUUUGUCGGGGGAGGUCCCCAACUCCGGAACCCCGACCUGAUAUACAGCGGAGCGGACAGAUACAGACUGCACACCGAAACUAUGGGGACUGUGGAGCUGGAGCUGGGAAUCAUUAUGAGACACUUUGACAAAUAUGGCGUCGAGAGCUGAGACUCUUGAACAAACUUUUGAACAUUUAUCAUAGAGUGCAUGUUGUUGAGGCAAGAGCUAUACAAAACAAACCCUAAAAAGAAGUUUGUACACUUUUUUUUUUUUUUUUUUACAUCUAUCCUCUUCACGUUUUUAUACGUGAUAAUAAACUAUUGUUGAUAAAGAUGAUUUCAUAC
Messenger RNA from Poecilia reticulata (guppy), 866 nucleotides. RefSeq names its product B9 domain containing 2 (gene b9d2). The record is from RefSeq and is a predicted model, not a curated record. Gene Ontology annotation, biological process: cilium assembly. Gene Ontology annotation, cellular component: MKS complex. Lineage: Eukaryota; Metazoa; Chordata; Actinopteri; Cyprinodontiformes; Poeciliidae.